This is a messenger RNA of Passer montanus (Eurasian tree sparrow), 3055 nucleotides long. It is a transcript of the gene BHLHA15, whose product is annotated as basic helix-loop-helix family member a15. The transcript is spliced from 2 exons. Bases 2420 to 2920 code for a protein of 166 amino acids. Gene Ontology annotation, molecular function: protein dimerization activity. Lineage: Eukaryota; Metazoa; Chordata; Aves; Passeriformes; Passeridae. The record is from RefSeq and is a predicted model, not a curated record.
CUUAUUAUCAAAGAAUUUGAGAACUUGCAAUCUUUAUGAGCAGCAAGUUCUCGAAGAGAUGGCAGUGCUGUGCCUGUGCGCCUGUGUCACACGGGUGCUGUGACAACUCGCAGAACAGAGCUGAGACCUUGUGCUCCUGCAGCCGGGGACGCUGCACCUGAGGGGCCGGCGGGGACAGAGCUGUGCUCGCCCCGGUGUCGGUGCCACCCCCGCCAGCGCUGCGAGCGCCCCGGGCACGGGCGGGAGCCGUGCCCGGCCCCUCGGCGCUGUGCCGGUGCUCCCGCCCGCCGGGCCCGCCCCCGCCGCUAAAGCGACGUGUCCGGGGCAGCGCCGGCCGCCUCCGCCUGCCCGGGGCUCCUCGGGCCGGGGCAGGCUGGGCCCCUCGCCCGCUCCUGCUGACAGCCUGCCUCGCUCCGAGGACACGCAGCGCUCCCUCCCUGUAGCCCCCGCAGCCCUUCCUGGCUUCCCCUGGGUCUCGGCCGCCUUGCCCCUUGGGCCCCAGGCGCCUUCUCAGCAGCGGGUGGAGUGGUAAGUCACAGAAGAGGGAUGCCAGCCCUGGUAGAUGGCUGCCCAGGGUGUUAAAUGUGUUGGUAUUUGGCUGCUCUCUUUGGUUUCUCUUGACCACUCCAGUCUGUUGCUCCUUGCACACUGAUAACACCUUCCUGGCUCUCCCAGGAGCUGAGCUGGGGCUCUCUAAGGUUACUUCUGCAGAUUACAGCAGUGGCAGUCUAAGAACAAACCUGCCAGCUAGGCACCUUGUUAUCCCAUUAUACCUCAUUUGCUUUUGCCCAGCCUACAGUUUUAAAGACUACUUUGCUCUCACAGUUUGCUGAAGCUUCCUUUCUCUUGGAUCUUCUUCCAACUUUCUCUCCUGGCUGUCUCCAUGAGCCCCCCUCUUCACCAAGUCCUGGGGGCUGUUUUGUUGCAAACAGCAGCGCUCCCCAGGAGUGCUGCGUGUGCUUGGGCAGGGAAGCUCCCACUCUGUGCUCUGCUGUAGCUGUGCCUUUUCUGCCAAGUGAGUUACACAAAGGGUCCAGAACAAACCUGAUGCUUGCCUUUGGACCUGUUUUCUCUCUGAAGAUGUCUCCAUCACACACUCUGAAGUGUGUCUCCAGCAUUUUUUUAGGCUCCCACAACACAAGCUGCUUGGUGCUGUCUUUCAGCUGUCAUCCCUGGGUGCUACCUAACCCAGCUACUUUGUGAAUUCCUGUCCUGUUUGGUCAAGUUGCCUCUUUGGUAGUAAGGAACCUGGGGAUGGCCAGGAUGUCCUCACAGGCAGAGAAAUGAGUCACUGUGCAAGCCCAGCAGCUGAACAUGGCUUUAAAGAAAUGAGAAACGAGACAGGAGGUGUUUACCACAGCACAGCUGGGACCUGCUGGACACAGCCACCACCUGCUCCAGCUAAGGCUGAGGUUGUCCUGGGACAGUCUCACAUCUGGGGCUAGGUUUUUUGUUCUUCUUUUUCCUUCAGUUUUUAUUGGCUCACCAGCUCUCAAACUGCUCCUACACAAUAGUAUCGGCAUAAAAAUGUAUCUUGUUUACACCAAACCUUUGUAUGACUACAGGAACUGGAAGACUGUGGAAAGAACAUAUUAUGGGAAUGUCUCUUAGUAACACUGAUCAUUGGUGAUAGAGGCAGGGUUGCUGUGGUGCUGUUGUCUUCAGAUGUAGUGUGGGCACAGAAUAUGGGCUGAGGGAGGCAAAAUAUCAGUGCUGUCACCUAAUGCAGAGGAAGGAACGUUGCUGUGUCUUUUUGAGUAACUUGGAAAAUAGCCUGCUCUGCUGCUGUUGAUCUGGGGCAGUACCUGCAGUUAAGCCCUGCCAUUAUUGGAUUGUUGUUGGAAGAGGGAAGUGCUUUUUUUUUGUGGGUGUGUGUGGACGGGACUAGCCCACAACACAGAAAUGCUGCAGCUGAAAACACGUGGCUGGCUCGGAGCUUCUCCCUGAGAGUGUGCCAUGUUUCCCUCUAGUGGACUCCUCUCACAGUGGAAACCUGUGCCUACAAAAACCAAUUUAUAGGAGUUCAAGGAGAAAUUACUUUGAGUAAGAUACUGAGGGUCUGUGUAAUACCCCCCUAAGCCAGCACAUGUACAUGGAAGUGGUGCUUGGCUUUAUUAUAAUGUGGGGAAGUGAGGAGCUGGGAUACAGCAGCAUAAGAGAUGAAACAGAGGCAAUGUGUUACCAAACCUCACUGACUGUUGUAUUCUGCAUAUUUCUUGAGCUGUGGUUCACUUUUCUACAGAAAGACUGAAUUGACUUGGAGACCACUUUCUCUUAAGUACAAUGAUAAAAGAAAAACAUCUCUGCUUUGAGGCCUGUUUCUAAGAAAGUAGAGGCAUCUGUUUUUCACCAGCAGCUGAAUAUUGGUGUUAUGUUUUUACAGCACAUUGACAAUUAAUACCAGUCCUUCCAACAAAACAUGAAGACUAAAACCAAAGGAAAGAAACCAAGGCAAACUGUUGACAAAGAAGCGUUCUCUGAAGAGCCAGCAAUGAGAAAAAAGGAACUGGUGAAAUGUUUGAGACGCAGAGAAAGGAGGAAUGGGGGAAACAAGGAGAGCAGCAAGAUGCCCACGGGCAGAGCCAAGCGUGCCUGGAGCAGUAAGGACAGGCUGCUGAGGAGGCUGGAGAGCAACGAGCGCGAGAGGCAGAGAAUGCACAAGCUCAACAACGCCUUCCAGGCCUUGCGGGAGGUGAUCCCUCACGUGAGAGCCGAGAACAAGCUGUCCAAAAUAGAGACUCUCACCCUGGCCAAAAACUACAUCAAGUCCUUGACCUCCAUUAUACUCAAUAUGUCCAACGGACACUUUCCAGCAGUAGAAGGGAUGGGGGGAGCCUGGGGAUCCAAAUUGUACCAGCAUUAUCAACAGCAGCAUGGGGAGGAUGACCAUGAGGAAAAUCUACAGAAAUAUUCCACAUAAAUUCAUAACUUCAGCCAAAACACCAGCUGCCAGCUACUACUGUCAUUGUUUUUCCUUCUUACAUCAUAAUACAUGUCAUUACCUAAAGGUUUAAAGAGGUUAUUUUUGCUGCCAGUCUGUUCUUUUUUUUUUUUU